AUGAACGUAGGGAGGAACGCACGCAAGGAGUGGUUCGACGAAGAGGAGGACGACGGCGUAGAUUGGGAGUUGUAUGGAGACGGUGAGCAUCGGUCGAACCCUAAGUUCGACCUGGUUAUUCAUUCAAGUCUCUGCUCCUCUUCGCUUGGGGUAGUGGUCAUUCUCGACUUCCUCGCUCGAUCUUCAGGACGACGCACUGUCCAUAAGUCCUCGCUCGUCGUCUACGAGUCAGGCAUCGAUAUAGGAGUA
Molecule: messenger RNA, 249 nt
Organism: Postia placenta MAD-698-R-SB12
Lineage: Eukaryota; Fungi; Basidiomycota; Agaricomycetes; Polyporales; Adustoporiaceae
Exons: 2
Source: RefSeq, a predicted model, not a curated record